Messenger RNA from Phragmites australis (common reed), 735 nucleotides. Its product is annotated as NAC domain-containing protein 18-like. Gene Ontology annotation, biological process: regulation of DNA-templated transcription. NCBI's taxonomy places the organism in Eukaryota, Viridiplantae, Streptophyta, Magnoliopsida, Poales, Poaceae. The record is from RefSeq and is a predicted model, not a curated record. The transcript is spliced from 2 exons. Bases 1 to 735 code for a protein of 244 amino acids. Gene Ontology annotation, molecular function: DNA binding.
AUGGCUUCAGAUUCGAAAAAGGGAAGUCCCCAAUGCCGACAAGGCCUCGCGAUCGGAAUCGGAAACCACACUUACUCCGGAGCGAUAACCUCCAAACCAAGAACCACAACGUCGGCGGCCAAGAUCCAUGGGCUCCCGCCGGGAUUCAGAUUCCGGCCCACCGACGACGAGCUCGUCGAGUUCUACCUCCUCCCGCGUGCCUGCGGCCACCCCAACCCACUCCAGGGCGUCAUCAUCGAGGACGACGACGCGGGCUGCGCGGCGCCUCCCUGGAAGCUGCUCGCGCGCCACGGCCGUGGCGACGAGGACGAGUCGCGCUUCCUCGUGCGGACCAGUGGCACGAAGGCCGGCGCUCGCGAGGACCGCCGCUGCGGCAGAGGAGGGACGUGGACAGGGCAGAGGCGCCACGACAAUAUUCUCCGCGUCGGUGCCGGCGGCGGCGAGCGGAUCAAGUGGAGCAAAAACGCGCUCAACCUGCACCAGGGCGGCGGCAGGAGCGUCAGCACGGGGUGGGUCAUGCACGAGUACACCGUCACCUGGCCACCCUGCCCGUGCCCGGUCAAGAUCUGCCACGUCGCAUUCACGGGCUACGGCCGGAAGCGCCAGCGCGUGCCGGACAACUGGGAAGACGACGACGCCGAGGGUGAACUGGCACCACCACAAGCCGCGCCGCAUCAGCACGAGCUCGUGGCCACGGCCGCUGCAGCACCUCUGAGAUCACAACGAUGCCGAUGA